AUGGCCGAUCCGUUGUCCUUGGCAGCUAGUAUCGCUGGACUGAUCUCGCUGGCCGAUGUCACAUUCAAGUAUACCUACAAAUUUGUUAGAGCGGCUAAAGAUGCGAAGACCGAUGUAUCGACCCUCGCCGACGAGAUGAACAACCUUGGCAGUGUCCUACGAGUUCUCGAGGCAUUGGCCUCUGACCUGGAAGCAGAGGGAGAUCAGUUUGAUCCAACAUAG
Molecule: messenger RNA, 222 nt
Organism: Fusarium venenatum
Lineage: Eukaryota; Fungi; Ascomycota; Sordariomycetes; Hypocreales; Nectriaceae
Source: RefSeq, a predicted model, not a curated record